AUUGGCUCAGUUUUUAAAUAUUUACAGAACAUUUCCCAAAGAAAAGGAAAUGGCCCAUCAACAGCCACUGACAAGAGAAAAUGCUGGCACAGAAAAUAAAAAGCCUAUAAAUUUACCAGAAGUUAGAAAUAUUGAUAAAAACAGAAAUAUGCCUCGUUAUGAUAAUGACAAACAAUCGGAUUUCAUCAUGAUGUGAAAUUCUUAGAUUUGAUAUCAUAAAUUGGGAAUUCCCCUUUGGAAAGCCCAGUUAACUUUGGAUGUUCCCUUUCGAUGUGUCGAGUCGAACUGGCCUUCUCAGCAGUCUCGGUGUACAGCGCUCCUGCUUGAGUGGUUGCCAUCAGCCGGACAAAGUGAUAAUCAACGAAAUGUUGUUAGUCCGUAGUGCAGACUGCCGUCUGUUCUGUAUUGCGCUGGUUGGUCUGUCUUCCACACUGGACCAUCGGAAGUGAAUAUUUGUGAAUUGUGAUUUCGUUUGAGAAUUUUGGCGUUCUUUGUUGUUGUUCUACCGUGUUUUUCUUUAUUUCGCAGUAUUUCGCUCUAUUUCGUUUCAUCUCGUUUCAUCGAAUAUAUUAAGCCCAUUAUGCCGAUGAAAAAAUCAACCCUAAUGUCCAAAGCAUUGCCGUGGAGGGGGCUCAGGGGGCUCAGGGGGCUCAGGGGGCUCAAGGGGCUCAGGGGGCUCAGGGGACUCAGCCCCAAUUGUCAAAAUUCAGAGAUAUUUUAGGGGCUCAGCCCCCCUUAAUAAGUGAGUUCAUAUUUGGUUGAUAGUGGACGAUUUCUGUUUUGGCAACCCUUUAUUACACUAUAGAUUUCUCAUGAAUGAACAAUUUCUUAUCAGCCUUUUUGUGCCAUUAAAUAGUUUGAAUAAUUUUUACACCUAACAGAGAGCCUUGAACACAAAUGCAAGUAUGUUGGGUGUGGUAAGAGUUUGGUAUUGGGUGUGGCCCCUUGAAUUUGCCUACAACAGAACCCUCCUUCCUAACUCUUUGGGACAUCACCCCUGGUCAAAAUAUUUCUUAAAUGGUUUAAAGCCGAACAAAAACUGUUAAAUGUCAUUGUCCCUGGGCGGUUAAAGUUAAGGCACUAACCUCAUACCCUGUGGUGUAGAGAGGGGUGAAGAGUGGGUGGGCUCCCCCUAAUAGUAAAAAAUAUUUUUUAAAAAGGGCGUUUUCAGGCGCUCAAAAGGAUGUGGACCCUUAUUUUCCCUUGAUGAACUUGCUUUUGUCUAUCCCCAAUCUUACCACCCUGGCUACACUACUGCUCCUAUCCCUCUCUCAGAACAAACAACUUAAAACCACAAGAAAAACUUCAGCUUAAAGGUAUUGAUAUAAAUCGAACAAAAAUCCUGUUCUGAACUUUCCAAUUUAAAGAAUGUCAACGAUGUGGUCCCCCGAACAAAAUUAUCUUAUGUUUAUCAUGGUAUCGUAAUACGAUAAUCGUAUAAUCCCAUCUGAUAAAUACUGACGUAAUUUGGGGUAAUUAACCAAGCCCCAGUUGGAAAAAUCUACAAAAUCUGCAAAACAGGAUGUUUUUCAUCAUUGGAAAUUUUAAAGUGAAAGAUAAAUGGUCGAAGAACUUAAUAUCAGUGCCGUUCAGUUUGAGCGCACUUAGGAUAUUUAAUGCAUUUUCUUUGCGAGAAUGGCCUAUUAUCAUGUAUUCAGUCUUUCAAGGAUUGGGACUUCUUCAUAAGUCCUGUUUUGCCUUGAAGACAAGCUUCUCAAUUUUGUUCGAUGCGAUUGUGACAUUUGUAUCAUCGGCAUAAAUACUAGCUUGUGAAUAAUUCAAGCAUUGCUCAAGGUUAUUCAGACAUAUAGUAAAAAGUAGAGGGCCUAAGCUGGAGCCCUGAGGUAUACCACUCAAUCGAGAGGCAAUCCCAUAGGCUCCGACACAAGUUGAAAAGUGGGGGGGGGGGGCAAGGGAUAAUUUGAUACAUAUUUCAAAUUAUUUUGGAAAGUUAUCCAUUGUAUUGCAAAAAAGUGGGGGAGGGUGUUAUACUUGAGGUUGAACGACAGUGUUAAGUAUAACAUGAAAUUGCGCGAGUUCUUACUACUUUAACAAAUACACAAUAAAGAGCUUUAACUUACGACCUUGAUUUUGAAUCUUUACUUUAGCGGCGGCAGGAGAACGUCAGAAAGAGAAACGGCGGCUGGUCUUUAUCUUUAUCUUAAUCAGCGUCAAACUAGCGUCUAAAUUACAACUUCUCUAAAUCUCUAAACUAAAAGCUCAAAUUUAUAUAAGAUUAAACAAUAGAUGGUGCAAUAAAUCUAAACAUCCAAUAAAAGUUUCAGCAAAGCAGACGUCCAAUAGGAAAAGGGGUUCUUGUUAUUAUUUGUCCAAUCAUAAGGUUUUUCUUCGAGUUUCACUUCUUGGUGCAAUCCCUGACGGCCAAAAUAUACCAUGACGUAACUUGUUUUGAGUUGCAUGUCGUGGUGCAAUAUCUCGUAAUCUCGUCGUCCAAUGACGUAAUGUUAACUAUACAACAAGGGGCAUGACCCCCUUCGUCGUGGGCCUUGCUGUUGUUUCAUCUGAGAAUCCCCGGAAAUCCUUUUACUUUGUGGAAAUCUUCUACUCUUUUUGCAAAAGUGAAUUGCCUGUCGGUAACAAUAAUACUUUUAGCAAAAGCAAUUAGUAAAUCAUUCUUGUUUCUAGCAGAUAUACUUUUAUAAUGCGUCUUGAGAUGGUCGCUCAGGCCGGUAUUGUAAACCUGGUUUACAGUAUUUGAAUUUUAUGUAGUGGCAAAGUAAACAAUCAGGGUAGAGAAUUAAAUAGCUAUUAUAGCGGCAGUUUCUACCACACCACCCAGUAAAAACGGAAAAAAUUACAAAUAUCGACAGUGGUGCCGUGGAGGGGGUAAGAGGGGCUCAGGAGGGCUCAGCCCCCCUUACUAAAAUUAAGAGAGAUUUUUGGGGGCUCAGUCCCCCUUAGCAAAGGCCAGUAUAUGUUUGGUUGGGCUAAUUCUUAACUAGACAUGAUGAAUAAACCUUUUCCACGAAUGAGCAAUUAGCGUUUUAGAGUCGUUUAAUAGUUUGAGGGAUUUCAUAUACAUUACAGAGAAUCUUUAACACAGAGUCAGGAAAACAUUACGGUCGCACGGCCACUGACCGGAGGAAGGUCUACGAAAAAUAAUAGAAGCUCCUGUGACACACCCAAGCCGCACCCACUUUCUAUUGUUUUGUGAGGAACCUUUGCCUUCGGGGAUGUUUUGUCUGGAGAAAGGUUAACAUCUUUUUCGGACUCUGCUUUAACAUGCUUUAACAUAUUCAAGGUGUGUCCAUAGGUGUGGCAUUGGGUGUGUCAUUGGGUGUGGCUUCUACAGCACAGCCCCCUUGCUAACCUUUUAGGACGGCACUACUGGAUAUCGAGUAACGAAAAGUCAGACUGCGGCCAGUGUAUGCAGAAUUGCGAAUCCCAAACGGAAACACUUUUUUACUUUCUUCAGGGAAAUGCAAAUGUUUCUUUCCGUCAUGUGAUAAAAAUUUGAAAAAAUCUAGAAUCGGAUUUUGAUGACGUAACCUCAAAUGUAACCUCACUUUGCUGAAUAGCCUCAGUGUGAUGCGGUGAUAGGUUAUUUUGCAAUGGGGUUUUCGCUGAGCCGCUUGAACACAGUGUCUUUAUUGUGUUUUUAAAUGUAUUCUUUAGUUGCGUGACAAUCGAGUUCAAGAACAAUGUGUGAUUAUAAUCAGAUUAAUAUGGCAACCGAGACGAAUUUGGAAAAAAAUAACAACGAACUCGGUCACCAAGGUUGGACACAAGGUUGUUGCUGUCAAACUAGGUCCCCAAGAAGGGUGUCAAACCAAUGUAUCGCAAACAUCUUGUUCAUUGUGACGUUUAUCGUCAUCAUUGGUCUUGUGGUUCAUCUUUACACAAGACAACAACUGCCUGAAUUUCGACCAAAGAAGGUCUGGUCCCAUAAACCAACCCAAACAACAUCCACAACAAGAAUGAGCAGAACAGAAAGGACCAAAGCUGCGUCCAAAAAACCAACAACAAAAACUGCCACACAAUACAACGUUGUAACAUAUGGGCACAUAGUGUAUGCACACUUCGUCCCAAAGGCUACACAGACGCUAGAAAAAAUACAGUGGGACGACAAUCCGAGGCAUGCAUUUUCCUCUCACGACGUCACACUAAAAAGGAAAAACACAGACAUCGUAUUUGGUGUUCCUGGGGUUUACGACCUCUCCCUCAUGCUGGUUCUGCAAUGGCGAAAGCCUAAUGCUACAGUUAUAAUAGAGGUACUGAAAAAUUCGAGGGUUCUAAAGGUGCUCAAAAUUGGUAUUAAUGGAACAUUUGCUUGCAGGUUCCUUCUGAGAAUCUUCAACAUAGAUGAAAGAAUAUCUUUCAAAGUGGCUUCAGACCGCCCCAAGGAGUGGAUAGUUAGGCCUUUGGAAGCUUCACUAGACAUUGUCAAGGUUGAUAAGCGAAUCUAGAUCCCCGGGGGAUCUACACAGUGCUUAACGCUGUAUCUUUGGAAAAGCAGAUAAUUGAAUGGAUUUAUAUCUUCUUCUUCCAAAUACCCGGUCCCAAACAAUUUCCUUAGUUUUGAUACCCGUCCCAGACAGUGGAAUAGCGUGACCUUUCUCGCUGGGGGGGGGGGGGUUGUGAGAGAUGCAAAACCAUGUUUUACCCGACAGAAAUUCUUUUUCAAUAAUUUCAAUGAGACCAUUUUACCCUUUUCUGCGGCACAUCAGGUCAAGGACAGGAGUCCCCCGAGAGGGAUCUAGACCGUAUCACAAAUUUUUCAGCUAUAUUGCCAAUAAUGAAUUACCUAUACACAAACAUAUACCGUAAAUCCUCAAAUUAGCCCCCUGGGGGCAUAUUUAUUUCUGAUAUUUUUGGAUGGUGGCUUAUGAGAGGGGGAAGGCUUAUAAAAUUAUUAUCGACAUUAUGAAGACAUUAUUGGAAGACCUUGUUUUUUUUAGUAGGAAUUUCUUUAUGAGCAUUUAAUUAAUGACUACCAAAAGUAUGAAUUUGUUGUGGUAAUUCAAUAAAACGCCAUAGGCAACAUCAGAUGGCAAAAAUCAUCAAAUUGAGGGGUCCAAUUUGAGAAUUUACGGUAGAAGUGGGGGCUUAUUCGAGGGGGUUGGGGCGUAUUGACGAUUUGUAGUUCUAGGGUGGGCUCAUUCGAGGGGGGAACUUUUUCCAGGGGAGGGGGCGAUUUGAGGAUUAACUGUAGGCGUAGCGGAGGCUAAAUGUUCAAGAGGGGGGCUUUAUGUAGGUAUUAUUGAAUAUUGCUUCUUCAUUAAGAUAAAAUGGCCCAAAGGGGCUUGAAAUUCGAUACGUUAUGCCUGAUUAGGAGGGCCUGUCGUCAACGCCUAUGUUAGGUCCUGCCAAUAAAAUGGUUACGAGUCCAAGAAACUACCAUUAGGGGCAAAUGGAAGAUCCUUCGCUGCAACACGUAAGCAGUAAAUAAACAAUAUGCACCAGCAAAGGGUCUUUUUUACUAGCAUAGGUUUAUAGAGGAACCAGUUCUUUAAAAGAUUAAAUACUUUUGUUAUGAUGAAUAGCCUAGUUUUUACAAGCUUUGUUUUUAUUUGUUCUGCGUCUCAGCUUGGAGGUACAUAGAAAUAUCAAAACAUGGAAUUGAACUGUUACGUAAAGUAAAAUAGAACUUUCCACCAAAAACACUUUUAUUUCUAUUUAUUUUAAUAUCAGAGAACACGGGUUCUUCAGUCUGACAGAAUAGCAGCAUUAGCUCUAAAUUUUCUCAGUUCAAUUGCCUUGAAGAAGUUUCCUUCGGGUUGGGUGGGGGUUUGGGUUGCAGUAACAGUUCAAAACUUUUUUACAGUCUUUUUCAAUCAUCGAGCCUUAAUUCUAAUACACUGUGUACCAGGACUUCUUUAUUUGGUCUUAGAAAUAUAGCUAGAAUCUAGUCACAGGAAAAAUUUUUUAGCGGAAUUCUUUGCCACCGCAGUUGUCUACAAUACUUAUCCCCGGAUUCAUGAGGCUGUCGUGCCCAGGGUAUAAUUGUAACUGCAGAAAACUUUCUCUAUCUAGAUUGUCUCAGCACUAUUUUCUUGUUUAAAAUAUAGAAAAAAAUAAUCAGAUAUUUGACUACUUCUUCAGAACCAGAGCGUCCUUUUUUGCACUGGAAUUCAAAACAUGGACCUGAAUACGAAAUUCUGUGCAGCUAGAACAUUAAAAGAAAACAAUAAAGAAAUGCUUUCUUCUUUGAUCAUUAUUCUAAUCACAUUUCACCCGAAUGAAAAAGGUCGACUGUAUUGACGAUUGAAACUGCAACGAUCAGCUGAUGUGGCUGAUUCACCUUUUUUAUAGAAUAUGACAAGACCUAUUACCUAAGUCGUAUUUUUGCCAUUUUAUUGAAUUGUAGGAUAUGAAGGUUUUGGUUCACAAAUGUAGAUCCAAAUCUCAGACCCGUCGUAUUAGGAGGUGGGGGUAAUUACCCCCACUUUUGUCAAAACUUGUUUCUUUCUUUCAGCUAGAAAUUGAUUAAAAAUCGCUAGGUAUGGGUAAACAUCAUAUUUCCUAAGGAAAAUUAACGUGGUACAAAGCACUGAAACUUAGCAGAAUGGGCGUGGUCUCACUGGCCACGCCUGUUACCCUUCCCGCAGUAGCUGGCGCCGCCAUUGAUAUUUAACUACCUACAAGUUCUUCAAGUUACAUAUUCGAGAAUCAUAUAUUUUUGCGCUUUACUAAAAAAAUCUAGACGCACCAAAACCGUUAUAAUUUUACAGCCAUAGUGCAAAUAUUUGAUUUAAGGGACUUGAAUGCUUUUUAUAUAAGGAACCACUUUUUAAGGAACCUACAUGAAGAAGGCCGAAAAGUUUAAAGAACUUGUACUAUCAAAAAUUAAAUUCCUAAGGAAGUUUCGAUUUGAAGAAUUUUUAUAACUGCAAGCAUCAAGAACUAAA
Molecule: messenger RNA, 6869 nt
Organism: Rhopilema esculentum
Lineage: Eukaryota; Metazoa; Cnidaria; Scyphozoa; Rhizostomeae; Rhizostomatidae
Source: RefSeq, a predicted model, not a curated record